AGUUCUCUAGAAAUCAAAUUUUUAACCCGUUCGAAUAUUCAACCAGUUUUGGUUCAAGUUUGGUAGUGUUUUGAAUCGGAUUCAGUUUGGUUUUUUGGAUUCGGGGUUUUUGGCCAGCCCUACUAUAUAUGAUUGACAUCGAUCAUUCCUCAGUGCUCUUAUGUUAACGCUUCUAGCAUUCAUGCAUGGUUUGAUAGGAGACUCCCACUCCUCUUUCACAUUCCCGAACCUAUCAAAAUUAUCCAGCAUGUUUACGGCAAAGAUAUGAGACUUGUCCAACUUGUAGUCAUGACUAUAAGCUUCCUGCAAACAACGCAUAUACAAAAUCUUAGCUACCACUCUUGGUUUCGUCACAAACUUCCCAUAUUCAUAACAGCUCCCAUCCACGGCCCACCGAUGAGAAGGGCCAAGCUCAUUAUCUACUCCUAAACAUAUUUUUUGUUGAAAACUAUUUAGGACUCAUACUUAAAAAAACUUAAGUGAGUGUUGUUGUCGUUAAACCAUUCCCUUUUGACUCAGAUGAUCAAGUUCUGUAUGCCAAAAGUUUAUUUUAUUUUAUUUUUUUCAGUGUGGUUUGUUACAAUCUUGAGAAAUAUAGAUUUUCUUAUCUUAAUUCCUUCCAUGACGUGCACUCUGAAGCCAUGUUCAAUCUUCAACCCACCGGUUUCAGAAAGCUUCAAAUUUAAUUUUAAGAUAAAAGGAAAAUUGGUUUCUUGCAUAAAAGAAGAAAAGAAGAAGAGGAAAAUGUCUGAAAAAGGAAAUUUAAAGGUUACGAAUCAUUGUACAAGUUUCUCUAUAAAUAUAGAUCUCUUCACACAACUUCGUUCAAACAUUUUUACAUAUUCAUAUUUUCAUUCUAAACAACAAUGUAUUACGUUGAGGCUUUCAAAAGGAUGGACAAGAACAAAGAUGGGAAAAUUUCACUGGACGAAUUCUCCGAGGGGAUCCGUGCUUUCUCUCCUUCAAUAACGUCAGAACAAAUCGAUGAGCUGUUCAAAGAUCUUGACGUUGAUGGUGACGGUCAAAUCGACGUUAAAGAAUUUGCUAUGUGCUUUGUGGUUGGGCGCGACUGAAGAAAAGGCGGCUUCUAAGAAGCUGAUACUUAAUGUUCAAAGAUCGUUUGUAACUAUAUAUGAAAGUGACGGUCCGAGGGAGAGGUAAGCGAGGUCGACGUGGCCGAAGUUCCUCUCACUAGUUAUGUUUUCAUACCAUUACUGGUUUAUGUUUUUCUACCUAUACCUUUGUUGCAUUGGUUUGGGUAAAAAGCUCAUGAGGCUUGUCUCGUGAAAACUUUAUCAAAUAAGACCUAGGUCUUCGCUUGUAAUCGGUUAUGUUUUAAUUUGAAAACUCUUAAUUCAAAAAAAAAACUAUAUAUGAAAGUGAAAAUGAACAAAACAGGAUCGUGCAGUCUCCCUUUAAAAGGAAAAAAAGAGUUAUCAAAUAUUUGAUUUUAUUUUAUACCAAAUAAGAUUUGAUAAAAAUUUAAAAAGAAACCAAACCAAGCUAAAUCAUGAUUUUGAUCAUAAUACGCACAGAUAAUUGGUAAGAACACCAAAACAAACUAGAAAGAAACCGUGUGAAUAUAAGCUUCCACAUCUGGGAAUUUCACUGGGACAUAAGUAAUAUAUGACUUAUAAGUUAUAACCAAACCCAAUUUAAUCAAAAAGAAAAUUAUAUUCCUUCCACUUGAAGUAAUAAAGUGCAUCAAUGUCGUCAGCUAAAAAUACAAUAAGAAGAGAAAAAUGGAACUUUUAAACAGAACUGAAAGAAAAAGUAAUCUGAUCGUUUUUCUCUCGUUUUUGGUACUAAUGUUAAUAUAAUAAAAAGGAAACUGAUCAAACUAAGCUCGAAACAAAAAAAUAAUCCCAAAUGCAAGCACGUGAAUUAAUCUUCCUCAUAAUUCCUCUGUUUCAAUUGUUUUAAGUUUUAACCACCGCACACUUCAACUCUGUAUCCCUGUAUGUAAGUUUCAACAAGUCGACUUGUUGUGCUUCUUUCUUCUAGUUGUGUAUGUAAGAAAAAAAUUAUCCUCUACAAUAGAUUGAUUUGAUUAAAACAUAGAAAAUGCAUUUUAUAAUUUUUUAUUAUUCUCUUAUAACUCUUUCGUGUACAUUUAAAGAUUUUUAGUACUAGACUUAUGAAGAACCUUUUGGCGGGUGGUCCAAUCUGCAUUCCUCCCAAAGGUCUUUGAAGACUAACAAUAUAUCCCUGAUGUCGACCACCAAAUCAACUAGGCUCAUGCUUGUAACUUGUAAACCAUCAGUGAGAUCGAGUGAGGGAACAUUAGCAAUGCUUUUAGCAGUUUUGAAAUAAUUAAGAAAGGAGAAGCAGUUUCUGUCCUCACAUACAGUUAGUCGAGCACCUUGUGUACAUCUGUUAGCUAAGAAACAGUGUACAUGGAUUGCUUAAGCACUGCCAACCAAAACAAAUUUACAUCCGAAGGACAAGAACCACAUCAAGGCAAACUUCCAAUAGUUUAGACGUAUAGAAAUAAAUUUAUUUGAUUGUAAAUAGGACACAUCCUGUCACGAAAACUUAGGUAAUAUCUUCAAAUAAAACCUGUCAGAGAAAACCCCCAAGUCCAUAACAAAACCACUUUUAGGGGUUUAAUCAAUUAAAAUGAAUAUUAGUUUAUCCGUUCCACCUCAAAAUAUUAUUAAUUCUAAUUUGUAAAGAAUUUUUGGACUAGAAAAAAGGAAACUUUUAACAAAACAGAAAAAAAAGGAAAGUUCCAAAUGAUCCAAAGCUUAUAUAUAUCCCAUUCAUAACCGUAAGAAGCUUCACAAUUCAUUCUCUGCUUAUCUCGAUCUCUCCCUGAAUAUUCUCUUUCUGAAUUUUCCAAACAUGAUUCGUCCCAAUGUCGACUAUCACAUCAAACAUUUGAAUAUACGUCCUCCUCCUUCAUCAGGUAACUCAAUCUUCAUCAACGUCGAUACAUUAUCCGAUGGCGACAUUCAACUUGUCCCAAGCGUUCUCAUCCACAUCAGUCUCUGUAGUUUAAGUCUCCCUUACAUCCGAGACCUUAUCCAAGGUCAACUCACCAGACGCGGUUGGUUAGGCCCAGAGAUCUCAACGGCCGCAACCCAUCUUGGGUUUAGCCCCAGUGAGCUUCUUCAAGAUCCACCCGUUACCCACCGUUGGUUAUCUGAUUACUUAGCCCCACAUAUCUCUGAUCUUGCAACUGAAUUAGGUUAUGGCCGUAACGGUUUUUGUUUGUCCAUCGUUGUCAAGAUCAUUACUCAAUCCCCAUUCAAGUACAAGGUGUUGUCGAGGAUGGUUCAGCAAGGGAAGACGAACACAGAGGAGUUAAAAAGUUCUCAGAAGGAAACAGAGUCGUGUUCGAUCUGUCUCGACAAUCUCGUGUCCGAUGAUGGUUCGAGUUCGAAACGUGGUGUUCCUACACGUAUUACAUCUUCCAAUGUCUUCCAAGAUGGUGGUGCAAGAAAAGGAGAGAGAUGCCACGUCGACAUAACACGUCAGCAGAUGAGAUUAUAUAGAUGGAAUUAUCGAUAAUCAGAAAAGUAGUUUGUUAGACUUUUUAUCUUUUUUGUAAGAGCAUGAUUAAUAGGAGUUUUUAAAGGUGGAGUUCUUGGUGUAAUUUAAAAACCGGUUUUUAACUUUAACAAAGAAAAAAGUUAAGAAAUCGGUUCUUAAAUACUUAUUAUUUGAGUAUGCAUCAACUAAUCGAGAACAGAAUUUUAACAAAACUCGAGAUUUGAGUAUGCAUGGCGACCUAGAAAGUUUGAACCUUUAUUAUUUGUUAAACGGGAAAAUAGCUUAUUCCCCUACGAACUAGUUGUUCUUGGCUUUUUCACACACGAACUUUUAAACCAUGUUGAAAACCACAUCAACAAUUUUUUUUUUAAAUUCCACACACAAACUAUUGAUUUUAAUCUAAUUCCCCCAAAACCGUAAACGGUGUUAUUCAGACAGUUGAUGACGUGGCUAAUCCGGUUUAGUGGCUCUUUUAAUUUAGUUUGAUUAAAAAGAAUACAACGUCGUUUUCUUCUUCUUCUUCAGCUUUAGAAUUGGAGACAAAUCAAAAUUAGGGUUCGUGGUGUAAAGAGAACAGAGGGACUGUGAAGAGGCAAAACACGAGGAUGAGGUAAGCUGAGUCUCUUUCUCAAUGAAAUACUCAGAGUUAGGUUGUUUAGGUCUAAUUUUGAUUUGUCCUCAAUUCUAAAGUUGAAGAAGAAGAAGAAAACGAUGUCGUAUUCUUUUUAAUCAAACCAAAUUAAAAGAGCCACUAAACCGGAUUAUCCACGUCAUCACCCAGUUAACGUCUGAAUAACACGGUUUUGGAGGAAUUAGAUUAAAAUCAAUAGUUUGUGUGUGGAAUUCAAAAAAAAAAAAAUUGUUCAUGUGGUUUUCAGCAUGGUUUAAAAGUUCGUGUGUGAAAAAGUCGGGAACAACUAGUUCGUAGGGGAAUAAGCCAUUUUCCCAACCAACAGUGGAAUACAACACAAAGCUACUAACUUGCUUGUUGCCUGCACACUAAGAUAAAAAGACAGCUUCUCUGGCCGCAAGAUUUUGUUAAAAGUUUUCUUUUACCUCAAGAGAGUAGUAACUACGUAGAGGCGACCCCUGACUGAUCCUGCUGAAACCACUCAGCCGGCCACCAUGUCGGUCUAAUUGUCUCGACCUUCACGUCUUCUGACCCGUUUACCGUCAAUUCAGUGGAUGCUUUAAGGGCUUCCUCUACCCUCGUCACUCCCAUUCCUUUGCUACCCAUAUGAUGCAGGAGCUUCUACUCUUUUGGCGGUAACCUAAUUACUUGGUGUUUACGUUUUUACCUUUUCUAUUAGAUUUGGCUUUUUUAAAUGUUUUCUCUAAAUAGGAAGUUUCAAUAAUUAUGUUCUUUUUCCAAAGACGGUUUGUGUCUAAAGAUUUUCUAUAUAAGCUAGUUUUAAUGCUUAUUGUUAGACACGUUUGAUUUAAUAGAAAGA
This is a messenger RNA of Brassica rapa (field mustard), 4946 nucleotides long. RefSeq lists its product as uncharacterized. Lineage: Eukaryota; Viridiplantae; Streptophyta; Magnoliopsida; Brassicales; Brassicaceae. The record is from RefSeq and is a predicted model, not a curated record.